Etheostoma cragini (Arkansas darter) is the source of this 972-nucleotide messenger RNA. It is a transcript of the gene wipf2a, whose product is annotated as WAS/WASL interacting protein family, member 2a. NCBI's taxonomy places the organism in Eukaryota, Metazoa, Chordata, Actinopteri, Perciformes, Percidae. The transcript is spliced from 4 exons. The annotation marks the transcript as partial. The record is from RefSeq and is a predicted model, not a curated record.
UUUGUCCUUCACCCAGAUGGUCCAGCGGGCGGCACGGUGGGCAGGUCCGCCCUUCGGCCCCCGGGGUCCCGGUCUGCGGCCCCUCGCCCCCCACCGGGCCGGUCCCCCUCGCCCUCCCCGGCCAACAAGCCGUCUCCACCGGAGCACCGUCCCUCCCACCGGCCCUCGCUGCCCGACAUCUCCCGCCCCCCCAACAACACCAACAGCUCGUCCACAGGCGGCGGGAUGAAGCACAGCACCUCUGCCCCGCCGCCUCCUCCACCCUUCAACAGAGGAGGCCGCAGCAACGCUCCGCCCGCCCCGACUCAGAAAGCACAAGCUCCACCCGCCUCGUCCUCGUCAUACAGCAGAGACAAGCCCCUCCCACCGAUGCCCAGCAGAGGCCCGACCCCUCCCAGCUCCGUGAAGCCUCCUCCGUCUUCCAACAGACCGCAGACGGGCGGCUCCUCAGCUCCUCCACCUCCGUACAGACCGCACGCAUUGGGCAACGUCUCCAACGGGGGGUCCGCCGUAGACGGGGGGGGCGGGGCUCCGGAGCUGCCACAGAGGCACAACUCGCUGCACAAAAAACACACAUCGGGAGGGGGCAGCCAAGGACGCAGCCAGGCUCCUCCACCCCCUCCCUCUCCGUCUCCAUCCGCGUCCUCCCAGCAGGCCGGCAGACCACCACCACCCGCCAGAGAGCCACCUGGACGCAGAACAGCGCCCCAGGUGCCCCCCUCCGGGUCUCGUAAUGGCAGUCGGGACGCCCCCCCUCCCCCGCCCCCCUACCGCGGCCACAGCUCUGCGGUGUCAGAGUCCCUCACCCGAGUGGGUAAACCGCCUCCACCUCUCUCCUCCUCUUCCUCCUCCGUCUCGUCAACCUCCUCCACCCGAACUCCGGCUGGACCUCCUCCACCGCCCCCGCCGAUCCGGAACGGCCACUCCUCCAUCUCCUCCUCCAAGUCCCUUGUAGAUUAUUUUAAAUCCUAG